Messenger RNA from Thecamonas trahens ATCC 50062, 660 nucleotides. RefSeq lists its product as uncharacterized. NCBI's taxonomy places the organism in Eukaryota, Apusomonadida, Apusomonadidae. The transcript is spliced from 2 exons. The record is from RefSeq and is a predicted model, not a curated record. The coding region runs from base 1 to 660 and encodes 219 amino acids.
AUGACCUGGUGCCGGGCCUCGACGAAGCAGGUGCAGAGCCUCACGGCGUCGAAAGAGGCGCUUGGGGAGGCGCGCAAGGCGGCGGCAGACAAGGUCGACGCUCUUGGCGACGUUCGAAGCAGCCUGGCGGAGCUCGAAAGUGCAUUGGCCAAGCUGAACAAGCAAGUGGCGAGCCUCAGCGCGCGCGCAGAGCGCAAGGAGGUGCAGGCGCGCAAGAUCAGGCGCGAGGCCGUCAAGCUCCGCAAGGAGGCCGACGCCAAGGCAGCCGAGCUGGCAGAAGCAAGUGCCGCAAAGGACGAAGCCGCCGGCGAGCUGGUCACGCUCGAGGCAUCUGAACAAGCUGCGCAGGAUGCGGUGCACCAGCUUGAGGGUGAUGUGGCGGCGGCAGCAGCGCGGUUGCGGGAGCUUCGGAUGUCGCCGGAGGACAAGCUCGCUCGCCAGCUUGCGGCUGCGCUAGCCGAGCUGGAUGCCGCCGAGACUGCACGCGAGACUGCCAAGGAGGCCGCCGAGACUGCGAAUGCCGAUCGCGCUGCCGCUGAGCGCAAGCUCGAGGCAGCGACCGAGGCAGCCGCCGCCGCCGAGGCCGCCGCCGCGGCGGCCAAGGAGGCAGCCGAGGAGGCAGCCGCUGCGGUUGCAGCCGCAUCGUCGUCGUGGUGGUAG